AUGCCACACGUGACCCGGCGACUCGACAUAGACACAAAAAGCCACCUCCAGCCGCUUCACUCGACGUUCGACGAAGUCACACCAAAGCACGCUCAAUGCACGACGAAGCCACGCCCAACUACAACAAUAGACGUCAGAAGAAGUGACGCCAAAGCACUUUUGGUCAGAAUCAUCAGGAAACUCGAAUAUGUUUCAUGGUUACUUGAUGUGGUGACCACAAGUUACCUGAGAAAAUUGAACAAGCGAGCUUCUGCUCAACCUAUACCAAAAUUGAUGAAGAAGGUGAAUACACAAAAGAUGUUAGAUACAAUACUUCAUCAUCAGCAAGUGUUCCCUCAUAGCCUCCUCCACUGGGAUAAACUACAACCCAUCUGCCAUGGUCCUCUAGCCGUCGGCCAUGAAGAAGUUGAGCAGUGUAGCCACCGUGUUCUCAUUGCUACUCCCCAUGGCCACUCCGCCGAACUCGACAAGGUCAUCGAGGAUCCACAUCCUUGA
Messenger RNA from Triticum turgidum subsp. durum (durum wheat), 495 nucleotides. Lineage: Eukaryota; Viridiplantae; Streptophyta; Magnoliopsida; Poales; Poaceae. The record is from the annotation of a GenBank genome assembly.